UGUUGCAGCGGUCUGUAUCUCAAAUUAUCGCCAGAUUCUACACAGUUUGUUAGCACUGACACAGGGCUAAUAACAUACUAUUGCUGAAAAGCCAUCCGUAGAUACACCCGUUACUGCGCCCCGUAGAGGUCGGAUGUACAGUAUACCCUCAACAUACAAGAAAAUAGGACGUGCAGAAAAAGAAGAGAAAGAUGAUAAAAAAACACACCAGCAAGAAAAUGUCUGCACCAGUAGGUGGGAAUCCUCUGUUUCAGAGUCAUAAAGCAAAGGAUGACUUUGUCAGCGUGCGGAAGAGAGAUUUAGAGAGGCUGACCACAGAAGUCAUGCAGCUGAGGGAGUUCCUACCCAGAGUCCUGAACAGUGACCUCAUUGAAACGCUGCAUAAAGCCCAAACAGUUCACACAGUGAGAGAGCACCUUGUGCAGGAGCAGGAGCAGCUGCGUCAGGAGUGUCUGCACCUUCAGUCUCGACUGGAUGCAGUGCAGACUGAAUGUCAGAAAGAGAGAGAGGAGAAGCUGCUGCUGCGUGAACAGCUGUGGCAGAGCGGUGCAGAGCUGCAGCAGCAGGCAGACUUCUGCUCUGCUCUGGGGUCUGCCACCUGUGGUCUGCUGUGGAAAUGCUCUACCAGUGAGGACACAGUUGAAUGCUGGCUGGCUGAUGCAAACCUGCAGUCCUUUCUGUUCAUAGCUACUCAGACUCUGGAGAGCUUUGUCAGCUCUUUAGACAUGGAGGAGAAAACUCAAACUGAGGACCACAACUCCAAUGAGCACCAGUUUGUGUUGGCUCUGGCUGGAAUCAUAACUAACCUAGCUGCUGUAUCAUGUGGACGGAACUUCCUGUCCACCUCGGCUCAAACCCUCCUGGACAAUCUGAUGAAGCUUCUGACGCAGAUAAAGCACGGUGUCUUCCCCAAACUGAAAGUGCUGAUGUUGAUGGCGCUGUACAAUGUCAGCAUCAAUGUGAACGGGCUGAAGCACAUUAGUCAGAACCCAGGACUCAUGCCUCUCAUCUGGACCCAGCUGAACGAUGGACAUUGGGAGGUUUGUCUCCACUCUUUGCGUCUCCUGCAGUCGGUCUUGUUGGAGGAAGAGGCGCUGCUCCUGCUAGGCUCCACCCUGCUCAACCCAGACCUCCAGGCUCGCGUCAGGGAGCUCACCACAAGUGAGAAGCCGAGCCUGAAACUGGCGGCCCAGCAGGCACUGGAGGAUCUGCACGCCCUCCAUCAGGGUUGGGGAAGUAAACAGAACACCGUGUGAUGCAGACUCAGCAUCUUCAGGCCUGUUAUCAGCACUUCAUGUGCAAAGUGUGAAAUGUAGAGAUGGAAGAUUUAGUUUGAGUUUAUCUUACAUUUGUACAUUUUUUGAGCAUUCAAAUAAAAGUUUGUUUCCGUUUUAUUGUGAAUGUGACAACACAAUAUGUUCGUGAUAUAUUAAAUGUAGCUGUCUUUCUAAGAUAUUUAAAAUGUCUCUCACUGCUUUAUUGAAACAGUGUGUCACGGGCAGAGAGUCAGAAUCUAGGUCACAGGUUUCUCUGCUAAUCAGGAGUGAUUGGGUGAACCUGUGUUCUCCCACAGCUGAGGACACUCAAAACACUAACUCUACUUAAAUUCGACACACAAAACACUUACAAAUGAAAACACAGUAGUGAAGUGAAAUAUAACAAAGAAAAAAUGAUCAAAUCAAUUAAAUAUACUUCAUUGUCCCCAUAGGGAAGCAAAUACUAGACAGAUGGACAACAAAGGUUUUAAUUCACAGAAUAUAAACAAGAUCAUUAUUUCACCUGUCUAAAGAUAAGAUAUGAUAUUCUUUUAGCCCUUUAACACCUAAUCCUAAAAAUGCCUGCACUUUUUUGCUUAAUUUAACCAUAAAAGGACCAGAGAAUAUUAUUUUGCCCAUUUAUUGGUUAUUUACGAUUUACUGCAUGUCAAAAUACUGUUGUAACAAUUUAAA
Messenger RNA from Solea senegalensis (Senegalese sole), 1949 nucleotides. Its product is annotated as heat shock transcription factor 2 binding protein. The transcript is spliced from 10 exons. Bases 192 to 1256 code for a protein of 354 amino acids. The record is from RefSeq and is a predicted model, not a curated record. Gene Ontology annotation, cellular component: cytosol. Lineage: Eukaryota; Metazoa; Chordata; Actinopteri; Pleuronectiformes; Soleidae.